Thrips palmi is the source of this 2431-nucleotide messenger RNA. RefSeq names its product formin-like protein 5. The transcript has 5 exons. The record is from RefSeq and is a predicted model, not a curated record. Bases 1 to 1998 code for a protein of 665 amino acids. Lineage: Eukaryota; Metazoa; Arthropoda; Insecta; Thysanoptera; Thripidae.
AUGGCGCUGGUGCUGGCGGCGGCCGAGCCCCAGGUGCUCGUCCUGUCCAGCGACAAGAUGCCCGUCAUCACGCCGCUGCACCCCGUGACGCCGGCCAACGCCGCGCCGGUCAACGCCGCGCCCCCCGUGCUGCCGAACCUGCACGCCCUCCGCAGCCUGCAGGCCCUCCAGGCGCAGGCGCUGCGCAACCUGCACGGCAUGCAGAACCUCCAGGCCCUCCAGAGCCUGCAGGGCGCCGUGGAGAGGGCCAAGCGCUCGGGCAACAUCCUGCAGCUGCUGGGGGGCGCCAGCGGCAGCAGCGGCGGCGCCAGUGCCGGGGGCGGUGCGGGGGCGGCCCCUGGCGGCGGCCUUCUUGGCGGCGGUGGCCUUCUCGGCGGCGGCGCGGGCGGUGCCGGCGGCGGCGGGGGCAUCCUGGCCUCCAUCUUGUCCAGCUCCAGCAGCAACCCGGGCGCCGCGGGUGGGGUCGCCGUCAACGGCAAGGGGCCGUCGUAUGGGAACUACAUCGGCACGGGGGCAGGGCUGCCAAUGGUCUACGGCCAGAGGAGCUUCGACCUGCAGUCCUUCAAGCGGUCCCUGAUGGGCGUGCUGAUGCAGGCGGUGCGCGCCAUCACCGGCGGGGUCAUCGCCCUCAAGGGCCAGCUGGUGCGGGUCAAAGGUCAGCUCAUCUCCGCCAAGGGUAACAUCAUCUCUGCAUCCGGGGAGGCGCUUAGCCAGUUCGGCCGCAACAUCGCUUCCAACGCGCUCAGCCCAAAGCCGCCAGAGCCGCCAGCCCCUCUGGUUGCAGCCCCUCCGAGGCCCGUGUACGGCCCGCCCGGCUACAUGAGCAUGCUGCCCCGGCCCGUGUACGGCCCCCCGAUGUACGCCCCCCACGGCUCGCUGGGCCACCUCGGCACGCCGCUCGGCGCCAUGGCCACCCUGGGGCAGCUGCCGCUGCCGCGCCCCAUGUACGGGGUGCCCCCGGGCGUGGCGCCGCCCCACCCGCCCGUCUUCAACAUCUACAGCAACGCCAUCAACCAGGACCUGCCGCGGUACCAGGGGGUCGCGCCGCCCCCAGCACCGCCCCCACCGCCGCCGCCGAGGGUGCAGAUCCAGCCCUCCAUCGAGGCUUACAGCAGCCACAGCGUCAGCGGAGGCCUCGACAGCUACGGCCCCCCGGCCUCCGGCUCGCCGUUCUCGUUCUCCGGGGGGUCCUUCUCCGCAGGGGCGCCCUUCUCCCCCGGGAACGCGUACUCCAGCGCCAGCACCCAGGCGCAGACCAGCGUCCCCGCGCCGUCCAGCGGGGCACCUAAUCCCCAGUCCAAGCCAUCGCAGCCCUCGAGCGGCUACGACGACUACGGCCCUCCCCCUCCCCCCGCGCCAUCGCCCCCCGCCAGCCCCGGGACGUUCGACUUGAACAGCCUCAACUCGGCAGAGCAGAGCGCGUCGUUCGGAGCGCCGGAGUCUGGCCAGCAGCCGGACAGCUACUUCAAGAGGAACGCCAACCAGAACCAGAUCCAGAACCAGGAGCAGGGGCGCGACGCCGCCAACGCCGGCACGCCUCGAAACGCACUUCAAGGAGCACAUGCUGGAUUGCUCCUAUUGAAGCCGGCACAAAAUGUUGCACCUUCAUCGAAUCAAGAUGAGUCUGCAAAGGGCUCUCUCUCCGAAUCACAAAAUCAGCAACUCAAGGAACCUCAAGCCCCAUACUUUGACUUGUCACAAGCCCUUGGAAUUGGUCCAGGCUAUGCAGCACCACCAGAAUAUGGAGCCAGAUUAGGAGACAGCAGUGACACUAACAGUGACACCAAUAAUAAAAAUGAGAGAACUUUCUCAUUACUGUUUGGCUCAAAAAAGCCAGCCCCACUUCGUCCUCAUCCUGUUACAAAAGCCUUACCUCCACAGGUUGUUGCAGCAGCUUCAGCAAAACUAGCAGCACAACUCGACUUAGCAGGACGUGCCCCACCUCGGACGGCUGUAGCUGUCUCUGGCCCACAAGGGCAGUUCAUAAUGUAUCACUAGCAGUCAUACAGAACUUUAAUUUAAUUAGGAAGAUUAUAAUUGAAAGAACUUUAGAAUAGUUCUUAUGUGAUCAAAUUUGAGACUCAUCCCAUGAGGAAUAUUUAUUUGAACAGAGAUGUUUCCUUGUAAAAUAUGCUGAUACCAAGUGCUAUCGAGUUACAUUCCAUAGAAUGUACAGAGCUGACUGUCAAGUAAUGGUACUAACUUGUCAUGAAAGCAGUUGAUCGGACUACAAAAAGAAGCAAAAGUAGCACAGGGGAACAGGCUGUCAUCUGAUAAUUGUUUAGGCUGAAGCCUGGAGGCAGUAAUGAGGAGUCUACACAGACUCAUAUUUAUGUGUCGUACACCCAUGAUGUAAAUAAGAAAAAGAGGAUCAAAAGCCUGUUAAUGUAAAUACGUGCAGAUAUUUCCAAUAAAAUUUACAAACACAGAA